Molecule: messenger RNA, 1185 nt
Organism: Australozyma saopauloensis
Lineage: Eukaryota; Fungi; Ascomycota; Pichiomycetes; Serinales; Metschnikowiaceae
Gene: SEH1
Product: Seh1p
Exons: 1
Coding region: 1-1185 (394 amino acids)
Biological process (GO): cellular response to amino acid starvation; positive regulation of TORC1 signaling
Cellular component (GO): Seh1-associated complex; nuclear pore outer ring
Molecular function (GO): structural molecule activity; protein binding
Source: RefSeq, a predicted model, not a curated record
AUGCGGGCAUUCCAAACAGGACAUGAAGAGCUCAUCCACGACAUCAAGUACGAUCUCUACGGCCGCUACGUGGCCACCGCAUCGUCGGAUCAACACAUCAAGGUCUUCGAUUUGGACCCGGCAUCUUCGACGUGGGUGCUCAACGAUCUGUGGAAGGCACAUGACCUGCUGGUGGUGAAGCUUUCGUGGGCGCAUCCGGAGUUCUCGAGCGCGAAGCUUCUUGCGUCAUGCUCCUACGAUCGGACGGUGAAAUUGUGGCAGGAGCUUCCAGAUGAACUCCAUGGUCUGGGCCGUCGAUGGAUGAAACUCGCAACAUUGGCCGUCGAGCUGUACGGCCCCAUCUAUGACGUUCAAUUUGCGCCCGCCCACUUGGGGUUGAAACUUGCCUGUGUAGGUCUGGAUGGCAUUGUGCGUAUGUACGAACUGGUAGAGCCAGCAGACUUGUCCGUGUGGAGUCUAACGGCCGAGAUCCCCAUUUUGAGUCUGCAGCUUCCAGCGAAGAACUUGCAGAGCAGUUUCUGUAUAGAGUGGUGUCCCUCAAAGUUCGCCAAAUUCGAGAAGUUUGCAGUGAUAGCCUUGGACCAGGGGUUCAUUUACAGCACCGUGAAACGAGGCGCCCAAACACUAGAACCCGGAUUUCCCGGUGGUAGCACAGAUAUUCCUGGAAUGGACCUGGCAGCCGCUGACAACACAUAUCUGCUGGAUCAUCUGCCGCAGUCAGACGCUGGGUCAGCGAUCGGCGAAGCGCGCACAGAGUCUUCGCUGCAAACCUCUUACGUGAAAGUAUGCAAUCUCCCGGAACACAAUGGGCUCAUUAGAUCCAUUAGUUGGGCGCCUUCGAUGGGCAAGAGUUACCAUCUCAUAGCUACCGGAUGUAAGGAUGGACUCAUCCAGAUCUUCAAAGCGUACGAACAAGAGAAUGGUGAGUUGAAGAUUGAAACAGUGGCGCGCUUAAAUGACCACCGGCAAGAAGUAUGGCGCGUUGAGUGGAACUCGACCGGAACGAUUUUGAGCUCCGCGGGAGACGACGGGAAAGUGCGCUUGUGGAAGUGCACCUACAUGAACGAGUGGAAGUGUAUGAGCGUUAUCAACAGUAGCAAUCGUCUGGACGAUCGCAUUGUUGAUGGUGAGGAGUCUCGUGGUUUCUCGCAGAGGCCCUCUAUUACGAAAUCUACGAAGGGAUGA